AUCCCUUUUCCAUUUUACACGUAGCCUAAGAUAGUCACCUAAUUAGCUAAACCCAUCCCCUGAAACAAGCCCAGUCGUCAACUACAAGUUCAAUCUUCCAUCCAUUCCAUAUACAUAAUAUGACCUUUUAUACCAUAUUCAUAUUACUACGUUCUUACAACGAAAGCAAGACAAAGCGGAGACUUGAGACGGAGAAGAAAAGAAUCAAGAGGGGGGAAGAAAAAAGAAAUGAAGAGAGAGACGUUGACAUUGGUUUUGGUGAAUCUAGCUGGGAUUAUGGAGAGAGCAGACGAAUCUUUGCUUCCAGGAGUGUAUAAAGAAGUAGGUGCUGCUUUGCACACAGAUCCUACUGGACUUGGUUCUUUAACUUUGUUUAGGUCUAUAGUACAGUCCUCUUGUUAUCCUAUAGCUGCUUAUUUGGCUGUUAGGCAUAACCGAGCCCAUGUUAUAGCUCUUGGUGCUCUUCUCUGGUCUGCUGCUACUUUCCUCGUUGCCUUCUCCUCCACUUUCUUUCAGGUAGCUGUAUCCAGAGCUUUGAAUGGCAUUGGACUUGCAAUAGUUGCACCUGCAAUCCAAUCCCUUGUUGCUGAUUCAACUGAUGAUAGCAACCGCGGCACAGCUUUUGGAUGGCUACAACUAACAGCCAAUCUUGGUUCAAUUAUUGGGGGACUUUGUUCAGUAUUGAUAGCUCCAAUUACAUUUAUGGGAAUCCCUGGAUGGAGGCUUUCAUUUCAUCUUGUUGGAAUUAUUAGUGUCACAGUAGGCUUACUAGUCUACCUAUUUGCCAAUGAUCCACACUUUUCAGAUGAUAGUAUGAAAGCUAGAAAUCAAGAUUCAAGUAAGUCUUUUUUGUCAGAAGUGAAGGAUCUGGUUCAAGAAGCCAAAUCCGUCAUAAAAAUUCCAUCCUUUCAAAUAAUUGUUGCUCAGGGCAUUACUGGUUCAUUCCCUUGGUCAGCUAUGACAUUUUCAGCAAUGUGGUUAGAGCUUGUUGGUUUCUCCCAUCAGAAAACUGCGUUUCUCGUAUCAUUGUUUGUCAUUGCUGGUUCAUUGGGUGGCUUGUUUGGUGGAAAAAUGGGGGAUAUACUUUCGACGCGUCUCCCAAAUUCUGGCAGAAUAAUUCUGGCACAAAUAAGCUCUGCGUCAGCUAUUCCUUUAGCAGCAUUGCUUCUGCUGGGUUUACCUGAUGAUCCAUCAACAGCAUUUAUGCACGGACUUGUCUUGGUUAUCAUGGGGUUAUGCAUCACUUGGAAUGCUCCAGCUACAAACAAUCCAAUUUUUGCAGAAAUUGUUCCGGAGAAAUCCCGGACAAGUGUGUAUGCAUUGGAUCGGUCUUUCGAGUCCAUACUGUCAUCAUUCGCUCCCCCAUUAGUAGGAAUACUUGCUCAGCAUGUAUAUGGUUAUAAACCCCUUCCUAAUGGAUCCACUGAAUCUGAAGAGAUAGCUACAGAUAGAAAAAAUGCUGCUUCAUUAGCCAAAGCUUUGUAUACAGCAAUAGGAGUUCCAAUGGCCUUGUGUUGUUUCAUCUACUCAUUCCUAUAUGGUACUUAUCCAAGAGACAGAGAGCGAGCACAGAUGCAAGCAUUGAUAGAGUCAGAAAUGCAACAGUUGAUGCUAGAUGAUGAAUCAACGACAAGUAUAGAAUACAGUCAAGUUCAGUUACUAGAAGCUGGAGAACUAUAUGUUAAGAACAGAAGUGUUAUUGAAAUGGAGUAUGAAGGGGAGAAUGUUGUUGAUCUCGACGAUGAUGAUGAGAAGAUGAUGCUUUAUCGGCAGUUGACAUUUUCUAACUUAGGUAAAUAGCAGAAUUUUGAGUUUGAUAAUGAUGGUGAUCGUAAGAAAUUAAUUAAUAUCCUUCGUCCCUUUUGGAGAAUGUUGAAAGAAGCUGAAGUGAGUUUUAACUACAAUGGCUCUUCAUUUUGAGUUUUUAGUCGUGAGAUAAACUUCAAGUUUCUUGGUCGGUCAUUGCUGGGAAGUUCUUUUGAGGAUUAGGUAGGAGUGUGAAGAAUGAGAAAGAUUGAAAGGUUUAAGCUUGCUGUGUUGGAUUUAUAGGUUUUCUUUUUUUCUUUACAAAUUUGCAUUUUUAUAUUUUUUUUUUUUUUUCAUUAACACGUUUCAUCAGCCCCUUAACAAGAAAGUAUACCUAUAAACAUGAUUAUUUCAAGCCAA
This is a messenger RNA of Jatropha curcas, 2166 nucleotides long. It is a transcript of the gene UNE2, whose product is annotated as Major facilitator superfamily protein. The record is from RefSeq and is a predicted model, not a curated record. Gene Ontology annotation, molecular function: transmembrane transporter activity. Gene Ontology annotation, cellular component: membrane. Gene Ontology annotation, biological process: transmembrane transport. Lineage: Eukaryota; Viridiplantae; Streptophyta; Magnoliopsida; Malpighiales; Euphorbiaceae.